AUGGGUCUAGUGUUGAGUGUUUUAUCUGUUGUAAAUGAAGAAUCUGAACGUAUUUGCAAAUUUUGUUAUGGAGAAGAAGGUGAAGAAAAAACUUGGCUUCAUCCCUGUCGUUGUAUUGGAACGCUUCAUGUGAGUUAAAAUGUUUUUUAAAUUCAAAAUAGUGAUUCUCAUUAUUCAGUGGGUUCAUUAUACAUGUUUCGAUCUUUGGAUGAAUCGUGCAUCAGCACAACAACAACUUCAAUGUCAAACUUGCAGGUAUCAUAUUUUGAACCCAGUUUCGAAUUUUCAAAAUUAAAUAUUUUCAGAUAUGUCUAUCGAAAAAGUUGGGUUCUAAAAUCAUUGAAAGAUUGGAAGCUACCACAGUUGGAUCUCAAUACGUGGCAAUGGCUCGAAAUUUUGUUAGAUGUUUAUUCAACGUAUAAAUUCGUGAGAGGAUUUAUAUGGACUGUUGAAGGAAGACGAUCUGUUUUCACACAAAUGGUGCAUUUCUUUUUCUGGAGAACAUUUAUUAUGUCUGAUCGAAGGAUUGCUUGGUAUUUAGCUUUAGGAAGGAAAUGUUUGACAGCUGCAUUUCAAAUUGAUGUUCAACCGUAUGAUGAGAGAAGAUUAGAAGAAUCUGAAGACAGCAGGUUGGUUUUUUGUCUAUUUUUUAACUUUUUUUUUUUCAAUUAAUAUUUUCAGUUUUAGCAGUGAAUCGGAAGAGGAAAACGAUGAAAUUGUGGCGGCAUUUGCACAUCUCGCAGUCGUCGAAAAUCGAGAACACAUCAUGAAUGAACUGGCGCACUAA
Messenger RNA from Caenorhabditis angaria, 787 nucleotides. The record is from the annotation of a GenBank genome assembly. Lineage: Eukaryota; Metazoa; Nematoda; Chromadorea; Rhabditida; Rhabditidae.